Coregonus sp. 'balchen' is the source of this 2066-nucleotide messenger RNA. NCBI's taxonomy places the organism in Eukaryota, Metazoa, Chordata, Actinopteri, Salmoniformes, Salmonidae. The record is from the annotation of a GenBank genome assembly.
CCGGAGGGAGUGUGGUCUGCCUGGGGGGAGUGGUCAGGAUGUUCUCAGAGCUGCGGAGUGGGCGUGUCACAGAGAACCAGGAAGUGUGAAGCCCCUCCCCGUCCCCAAACUUCUCCCCUCUCCCACUCUCCUCCAAACUGGGGGGGUUCAUCGUUCCUCCCAGGGGGGGCCGGGAGUCCCAACCAUGGCUCUGUCAUCUCCGCCAUCCGCCCCUUCUACCCCCCUCAUUAUUCUAGCAACCAGCCAUCCCAGUAUGGGGGAGGAGGAGGGGGAGGGGGAGGGACAGAGAGACAGCCAGCCCCCUUCUAUCCCCCCUCACUCCCAUCAUCCAAUCAGAACCCAGGACUGUCUCUCUAUCGGGACACUCCUAUAGGAGGAGGGGCAGGAGCUGUGCCAGCGCAGUCCUCCAAUCCCACGUCUCCCCUCUAUCGCACGGAAUUCUCAUCACCUAAUCAGGAGCCAGAUUCUGUUUACCGUUCCCCCUCAUUUCCUGCCCCCCCAUCCAGCUACAGCCAACCAGCAAGGGCCGCCCGCCGGCCAGCCAAUCCUGGAACAGGGAGGGCGGGAGGAAGUGGGAGCAGAAGGUCAGUGUUGCCCAAUAGGGGGGCUCUGCCUGCUAGUAGGUGAGUAUGAUUGGAUGAUCUUGUUGGCAAGGAAACUUUUUACUGUAGAUGUUGUGUAAAUGUUGUUUUAGACGUUAUGUAAAUGUUAAGUAAGACGUUGUUGUUAAGGCGUUGGUAGUGUGAGUUGAGUCAUUCUGUUGAUGUGAGUCAUGGGAGUGUGAGUUUGACUUUUAUUCCCAUCUCUCAUGCUAUGCAAUUAGAUCACUAGUUCUGCUCAAUAUCAUGACCUCUAUACAGAUAGACUCUAAGGCUCUCACCCUCACACGCUCUGCUUCUAACUCUCACUGUAGGCUGUAAGCUGUUGGCUCCACUUGUGGAGAAUGUCAAUCAUUUUAAGAGCAGAUAAGAGUUCUGUCAUUAUGAGUAAUAUUUCCCGUCUAACCCCUCAUUCGGGGUCGGGAGGGGGGGCGGUUAGUUAUGAUGUUUCUUGAUUAGGUUUUUGCUUUUUCGUUAUUUGUCGUUCUGUUUUCUUUUUAUUGUAGUUAUUUGAGUUUUCUUUCUUUAUUUCUAUCUAUAUUUCAUAUGAUAUCUCUCUCUGACUAUUCUCUCGCUCUAUCCCUCUCUCUAGCUCUCUCUCUCUCUCUCUCUUCCUCUCUCUCUCUCUCUAGGUCCUCUUCUAUCCGUCCGGGUCAGUUUGGUUAUGGCAGGGUUCCUUUCUCUCUGCCAUUACACCGGCAGAACCGGCAGGCCCGCCACACCGAGCACGGCAAUGCUACCAUAGCAACCCUGGUACUAGAGACUGAGGGGCAGGAGGGAGCUGUUGUUAACAUUGACCAAAUGGACAGACCCAAAGAAGGAGAGGAGAAGAGGAGGGGAGAGAAGGAGAGGGAGGGAGCCAAAAACCACAAAGGGAACAGGGGAGAGAGGGAGCAUGAGAGGAGAGAGGAGGAGAGGAAGACAGAGGAGGAGAGUACGGAGUCACCUAUCGCUAAGGUAUUGCUAACAACAGCCACAGCUAAACCAGAAAGGAAUGGACAGAGGGACACGGACAGUCACAGACAGACGGACAGACAGAGACAAGCUGCCGCGGAGCGAGGGAGGGAGAGAGGGAGAGAAAGAGAGAGAGUGCCCUCGACCCUCCCUCACUCACACAGGCCCUCUCCCUCCCAGCCCAACCACGACAGACUAAUCAGUAGACGCGCCCCUCCUCCCCUCCCCUCUCUGCCUCACCCCUACUCCCCCUCUCUCUCUCACCCCUACUCCCCCCCUCUUCACCGCUCCUCCCCGCAGCACAGAGAGAGAGAGUUCCCCCUAUGGCUUCAACCCUCAACCUCAACCCCAACCCAACCCCCUCACCCUGGACCCCCCUCAACCCAACAUCUACCCCCUGCAACAUCAGCAGCACCCCCACCCCCUGGCCGAGGUGGACACAGGGGGACAGAGAUUACCCCCCCAGAACUACAGGUGCUCGGGAGCAGAGAACGAGUAUCGUCGGUGCUUCUC